GCGGACCACACAUCAUGUCACGUUUGUUGUCGCUAAAAACACUUAACGUCGUAUUUAGCAAACGGGAAACUAUUUUUUGCAACGGAAAUGAUCCUCACAAUCUUACGGAAUCUACAGUAACCGUUAAUGUAGUGUAACAUUUAUUAUUUUCGGCAACCGUGGGAUGUUAGCAAACCCCAAUACGUGUGUAGCUAAACGUACCGUUUGGGAACGUUACGCAUUCUUUUGCUCCAAAUGUCAGAGAAGGACGACUCUGAAAGUGACAUUUGGGAAUAUAAACCUCUUGAGAAGAAAAAGAAGAGGCACGAAUCACCCGCUGUGACUAAAAGAAGAUGCACUGUCAAAAAACCCUCCAAGAGAGACACUUCUGUCCCGGUCGAGUCACCCGACGUGAGGGUCAAGACUCCUGGAUUUGGGGACAGCAGGAACGUGGCUGGGAGCAGUUUCGAGUCACGUGAUCCACCCUCAAAGUCAUCUUCUGCGAGUGACCCAGUGCAAACGGACCGUGCUGCUGAGGGACCGUCCUCUGGAGACUUUUGCCCCAUGUGUCAGAUGCCCUUUUCCAUUCUGGGGGUACAGACUCAAAGAUGGCAUGUCUCUGAAUGUCUUGACACCCCCAGGGACACGUGCACAGAAUGUCCAAAUGGUCUUCAGUGCUUCUCGAGCAUUUCAAGCCAUUAUAAGAAAUUCAACCACACCCUCCUGGCCCACAGUCGAGCAAACAGCGACGCAGCCCUCCUCGGUCUCUCCCAGCAGGCGGGGACAAGCGGGAAAACCGUCUUCAGCUGUCUCCCAGGAAUGAUGAACAAUGAGUUGGAUGGCUCUAGUUUAGAGAAUUCACAGGAUAGUGUUCUCAGUCUUUUUGCCUUAUCCAAUCGUAGUGUCACCCCUGAUCGUAAUCACAUCGGAACGCCUCCAUCUCAACUUACAAAUGGACUUCUGCUCCUGCGCUCACCCGGCCCGGAGGAUUUUAAGAAAAAGAAAGGCUGGUCGUCCUCCACGAAAAGCCAAACAUCUAUCGGUUCUUCCCAAGAAAGUCGAACAGAGCUUUCAUCCACUCCUGUCAAUGCAGAGAGUGGAAGACAAGCUCGUGAAGGUUUACUCAAAAGAGAAUCUUCCUCUGACAACAAUAAUGCGAUAUCCUAUUCCCCUCUUUCUGAAUUCCCUGCACAGACUGCAGUCAACAGAAGUGAAUGUCGAAAAGUACUUUUUAAUAAAGACGCACUUCCCAAUGCGGAUGAAGACGCCACGGUGCUGUUCAGUGACGAUUUCUCAAGUGAAGAUGAGCUGCUCACUGACUUUAUAAAUACUUUUGAAACCAAUAAUGUGCAGGUGAAGGCGUCAGCCUCCUUAAACACCCGGCUGUGUUCAGUUCCCUCAUCAGCCGCCUCGACAGGCGCCGAGAGCCGAGUUGAUUUCCUGGGUGAAAAAGAAGCUCACGAUAAAUCUACCGGUGCCAUCGGUCCAUGUAAAAGCGGCAUUCGGUCUCCUCAGAGUAUUGUUUUAGAGCGCCUGAGAGAAACUCUUUUAAGCUCGGAUAGCCUGCCUUUAAAAAGCUUGAACGACGACAGUAUUGCGGGACCUUCGUCGCAAGCCUCCACCGGCCAAAGAUCUCAAAUCAUGUCGCCGCAGAAGAGCCGGACCAAGGCAGGUGAGGCCUCUGGGCUGAAGCAGACGGACAUCGGGGUGUUUUUUGGCCUCAAACCCCUGAAGGAGAAGGAGAAAGUUGCUGAGAGUGGAUCAAAUGAACUCAACGCCACCUCUGUUCCAGCACUUGGUGAGCAAUCAGGACAGAGGAGAGAAAGGCAAAGAAAGAGUAGGACUGACAAAACCACAGCGACGGGAGAUCAUAGCGACGUAGGGAAUGCUCGGGGAAAUGCGGGGAAAGGUGGGACCAGAGGCUGGAGAGGAGGAAGAUGGAACAGAAGGAACGCUGACGGAGAAGUGGAGUUCCCACGUUGUCCCUUCUACAAGAAGAUUCCAGGCACAAAGUUUGUCAUCGAUGCGUUUCAGUAUGGAGAGAUCCAGGGAAUCACAACCUACUUCCUGACACAUUUCCACUCCGACCACUACGGAGGUUUGACCAAGAAGUCCAAACUUCCGAUCUACUGUAACUCAAUUACAGGGAACCUUGUGAAGAGCAAACUGAAGGUGGCAGAGCAGUACGUCCACAUCCUGCCCAUGAACACCCAGGUCACCGUCGAGGGAACCACGGUCACCCUGCUGGAGGCCAACCAUUGUCCAGGAGCUGCCAUGCUGCUGUUCUUCCUGCCCGACGGACAGACUGUCCUCCACACUGGAGACUUCAGAGCGGAUCCCUCCAUGGAGACCUACCCCGAAUUGCUGGGCUGCAGGGUGCAGACGCUCUACUUGGACACCACCUACUGCAGCCCUGAGUACACCUUCCCCAGACAGCAAGAGGUCAUCACCUUUGCAGCCAACACAGCCUUUGAACUGGUGACCCUCAACCCCCGGACACUCGUGGUGUGCGGGUCCUACUCUGUGGGAAAAGAGAAGGUCUUUCUGGCGCUGGCCGAGGUCCUGGGGUCGAAGGUGUGUCUCUCUCGAGACAAAUUCAACACCAUGUGCUGUCUGGAGUGGGAGCAAGUCCGGCGAAGUGUGACCACCGACUGGAAGGCAGCCCAGGUCCACGUGCUGCCCAUGAUGCAGCUCUCCUUCAAAAAGCUGCAGGAUUACCUGGCGCGCUUCUCAGAGCGAUAUGACCAGCUGGUGGCCUUCAAGCCCACAGGCUGGACCUUCAGCCAGCAGGUGGAAUCAGUGGAAGAUGUUCAGCCAUACGUCAGUGGCAACAUCUCUAUCUAUGGAAUCCCGUACAGCGAGCACAGCAGCUUCCUGGAGCUGAAGCGUUUUGUCCAGUGGCUUCGGCCCCUGAAGAUCAUCCCCACGGUGAACAACGGCAGCAUCGCCAGCAGGAAGGCGAUGGAGCAGUGCUUCAGUGGGUGGCUCAGGGAAACCACAGCGACACUCUAGCUUGUGUACAGGUCCACUUUGUUCACGGCGGAACCUCUUCUGCUCUUUCGCCACUCGGAGCUAAAGAGGGAUUAUAUUUCAAUACCGUAUGACCAUGAGAAACACAUGUAAUGCUUUUUAAUGAUUGUUUUAAAAGUUGCUCGCCUCGGAACACCGAGCUCAUCACGGCGGCGUUUCAACGCAGAGCGAGGGGUUGUGAUGUGAAGUCGGUGAUCAUGAACUGCAAUAUCGUUUAUGAAAGAAAGGCUCAAGUAUAUGCUCCUGAGCCAAUUUAUAAUCACGGUUGUGCUUUUAUUCACAAUGGGCUGAAUUACAAUGGCCCAAUUCUGAAAGCUGUUUACACAUGCGAAAAACAUUAUCUGAGGUCAUAACACGCAUCAUGUUGACAAUAAGGCUUACGUAUUGUUAUUAUUACAUAAUGGAACUGAAUAAAUUGGAUGUGUUUGCUGCCUGUUGUGGCUACGUCCGCCCCUUACCUUUGAUUGCUAACAAUAUAGUGCUCCUUUUAAAACUGUGCAAUUUUAUAACAAUCUAUUUUGUGCUAUUAAACCAACGUUUUAUGCUUGAAAAUAAUAAAUGUUUUUAACGCUU
Molecule: messenger RNA, 3582 nt
Organism: Pseudoliparis swirei
Lineage: Eukaryota; Metazoa; Chordata; Actinopteri; Perciformes; Liparidae
Gene: dclre1a
Product: DNA cross-link repair 1A (PSO2 homolog, S. cerevisiae)
Exons: 9
Coding region: 235-2991 (918 amino acids)
Biological process (GO): interstrand cross-link repair; double-strand break repair via nonhomologous end joining; protection from non-homologous end joining at telomere
Molecular function (GO): 5'-3' DNA exonuclease activity; damaged DNA binding
Source: RefSeq, a predicted model, not a curated record